Molecule: messenger RNA, 937 nt
Organism: Sarcophilus harrisii (Tasmanian devil)
Lineage: Eukaryota; Metazoa; Chordata; Mammalia; Dasyuromorphia; Dasyuridae
Gene: C5H12orf73
Product: chromosome 5 C12orf73 homolog
Exons: 3
Coding region: 495-701 (68 amino acids)
Biological process (GO): mitochondrial respiratory chain complex III assembly
Cellular component (GO): mitochondrion
Source: RefSeq, a predicted model, not a curated record
UGCGAGGAACUGGCCAAUCGGAUAACUGGGAUGAAAUAGUCGGCCCAGUAGCUUUGCCUCAAGGGCUUUCGGGAAGGAGAAAAAGGAAAGGGAGGGGGAGAGAGGAGGAAGGGCGUGACGUCAGCGUCUCUCCGCAGCUCGGUGAGGAACCUGUUUGCUCCGGGCUAAGAGGUGGGAGCCUAGCAGAGAUUGGUUACCUUGGUUACCUAGCCCCCCCGGGGCGCGCCUACGCAGGCCGAGCCAACUGGGGAAUAUGGAACCGCUAGUAUCACGCAGUGGCUACAUUUGUAAUUCACCGACGCCAAAUUAAAAAUAAAUUAAAUUAAAAUCGCGCAAAGCACUAUAUAGCGUACAUAUCAAUUAAUAGGGAAGAAACAGGUCCCCAGGAGAUAAAUCAUCGGAAGAAAGAGCUGGAAGGGUCGUUAAAGAGGAUUUCUAACCCCAAACAGUCAUUUUACAGGUCCCAGGCCUCGGGCCCAGCCCCCCACCCGGACAUGCCCGCUGGCACGUCGUGGCCCUCCUACCUGAAAAUGGUGGCCGCCAGCAUGGCGGCCAUGCUGGCCGGGGCGGAAGUGGUGCACAGGUACUACCGGCCCGAUCUGAGUAUCCCUGAAAUCCCGCCGAAACGUGGUGAACUCAAAACAGAGCUGCUGGGGCUGAAAGCCAAACAUAAGGAAGAUCAGAUUUCUCAGCAGCAGUGAUCUGAAGGAGCAGCAUUGCACUGGAGGACUUUCACUCCGUUUUUAUUCGUACAGGCCGUCAUUUUCCUUGUCCAAAUGCACUCAGGAUACUCCAGGAACGUUAAUCAAUUCAGCCAUAAUUGUGGUUUGACAAGCGUCAUCUAAGAAUUGUUUGCAUGAACUCUCCUCAGGCUUUGUAAUGUAGUAUGGGAGGUAUAUCAGUCGGUCCUGGGGAUAAUGUAAAUUACAUGUAAACC